Messenger RNA from Lasiosphaeria miniovina, 1515 nucleotides. RefSeq lists its product as uncharacterized. NCBI's taxonomy places the organism in Eukaryota, Fungi, Ascomycota, Sordariomycetes, Sordariales, Lasiosphaeriaceae. The record is from RefSeq and is a predicted model, not a curated record. The transcript has 5 exons. Bases 1 to 1515 code for a protein of 504 amino acids.
AUGUCAGGCAAAGCCGACAAAAAGGCCGGCCUCGCCACGCAGAUUAAAGGCGUUGCCCGCCCGAGAGACGGGUCCAAGUCGAACUCGCCCAAGUCGGCCCCCAGUGGCCCCAAAUUGUACCGUGACAGAGAUUACGUGGCAAAGAACUCAUCGCCUGCCUUGAUCAACUCAGCGCCGGCAAAUGGUCCGAAUGGAAGAGGUUAUAGCAGCAACUAUGGCCAGUCAGGCCCGCAGCCCUCAAGUGCUUCAACUGGAGCAGGAAACAGCGCCAAUAUGUCCCUCGCCGGUUGGCUUAGACAGGGCAUGGGAAUGCAUAGCGUUCAGGAUCUGAAGCCUGUCCGCUGCUUGGGAAGACAUGGUCCCAAAUGCCGUACCUGCGGCAAGAAUGGCCUCGAUUGCAAUGGCCUUUGCCCGCAAAAGGAUCUGGAAGCCUGGGAGAUCGCCGAUGUUCUAUCUGCCAACUUCUCUAAAAUGGCCGUUUUUGAUAUGGCCAAAGACACGACACAGACCGACUCGAUCAUAGCUUACUAUGGUCGUCAGCAAUUCCCUAAUGGAGUUGACUUCAAUGCUCUAUUAGAUCCUAUUGAUAUUGAGUACUUGGACCGGAACCGGGAGGUGUUAUUUCACGAGAGUGGAGCUGUUUUCGAGCGCCUGUCGGGAUUCGGAAACCCCAACAACACUCAGUUUCGCCGCCUCAUUGAUGAGUACAUUGACCGAGAGGACUAUGCGCACGCGAGCGGCCAGGUUUUCUCGCCUGCAAAGUAUCCGCAUCUCGGUAUUGUCAAGAAGCUACGCGCCAGGUGGAAGAAGUUGUACCCGGUUCAGUUCUUCUUGAAGCGUAUUUGGAACAAGAAGGAGAAGACUAUAUUUUUCCAGCAACAAGCACGCAAGGAGAAGCAAGCUGCAGAGCGCGAGAAGGCACUUCUGCCGGCAGUGUCCGAGAACGAUGACGACGAUCUCUUUGCUGAUAAUUAUCUGGCUAAACACGGUGAUCACUUUGAUGCAGCGUACUUUGCCGCGCUGAGUAAAGAAGAGAAUGCCGAGCUUCCGAAGGAACAGAAGCGCGAGGAGCAGGUUGCCACGAACAAAGAGGAGAAGAAGGAAGAGCUUGGCAAAGACAACAAGGAAAAGGCGACCUUGCUGCCUCCCAAGUUUGCAGCUAGAGCGAAGGAUAAACAGGCUGCGCAGGCACCUGCAGAUGGAGAUGCCAGCGAGCGUCGCCCAGUCCAUUCUGGGACUAAAAAGCGGGAGGCAAGAGCCUCACAGCAGGGCCCCUACGGAAAGGGCGAGGAGAUAUACGAGACCGGCAGGAUAAUUUGGUCAUGCUGCCAAGCGGUGGUUGGCGAAGGGGAUAAUAUUUGCGACGAAGAGCGGCUGCUCGCAAAGUUUGCCACACCUGCGGCGUUGAGAAGGAUAUCGACUAAUUCCGGUCGUUCCGAGGCCCUCAACGGAUCGUCCUUGAUUACGCGGACUGCCACAAUCGCGGCAGGCAGCAGAGAGCCGCGUCGAACGUAA